This is a messenger RNA of Anisakis simplex (herring worm), 162 nucleotides long. The record is from the annotation of a GenBank genome assembly. NCBI's taxonomy places the organism in Eukaryota, Metazoa, Nematoda, Chromadorea, Rhabditida, Anisakidae.
AAUCUAAUCAAACGCGAUCUGAAAGCGAUAGCCGCGAAUAUCACAAAGGAACAAGGCAAGACACUACCCGAUGCGGAAGGUGACGUCACUCGUGGAUUACAGGUAAAUAGUAUCAGUUACUUUACUUUUUUGUGUUUAUUUUUUGGCGUGGAGAGAGAAUGA